AUGGGCCAGACAUCGCAGCAGGACAGCCCUCUGUCCAUUGCGGCCAAUGUCGCUGGAAUCCUCACCUUCGUCGUCGCUAUUGUCGCAGCAGUGUACGUCAGAAUCACAUAUCUGCGCAACAGCGACGAUGAGUAUUUCCGGGUCAAGGCCUCGCUGUCAUGGUUCAAAACGGAAUCCACAUGGCUAUCGGAUCUUGUUCGUACAGCCGGUGAAAGAUCAGGAGGUCACCAUUCUCGCCAACCUGAAUAUCAGAUGUACGCCUUCGUGAUGGACGAUUUGAUUAAGCUGGAGAAACGCAUCUUGGAACUGCUGGCCGAGGCCGAGACCAAGGCUGCGGGCCAAGACGCCGAGAAUCAGGGUAAAUGGACUCUCGUGCCCAAAAGUUGGAGCUUCACGACCAAUGUCGCCAUGGCCUGGCUGCCGGUCCGGACCAAAACGUUGGAGCUGGUCCGCCAGAGAGAAGCACAGACGGCAAGAGUGCAAUUCACACAAAUGAGCAUGAUAUCUUCGUAA
Molecule: messenger RNA, 513 nt
Organism: Colletotrichum fioriniae
Lineage: Eukaryota; Fungi; Ascomycota; Sordariomycetes; Glomerellales; Glomerellaceae
Source: RefSeq, a predicted model, not a curated record